Molecule: messenger RNA, 937 nt
Organism: Rhododendron vialii
Lineage: Eukaryota; Viridiplantae; Streptophyta; Magnoliopsida; Ericales; Ericaceae
Product: dirigent protein 16-like
Exons: 1
Coding region: 1-768 (255 amino acids)
Source: RefSeq, a predicted model, not a curated record
AUGUUCAAUCAUUUCAAAAUGUUGAAUCAACCCACACCAACCGUCUUCAUUGCAAUGCUAAUUGCAUCCCUCCUCCACAUGGUUGCCGCCAUCAACCCUGCGACGACGGUGGGCGGCGGAGAACCAGUCCUCGAGCUUUACAUGCACGACAUUCUGGGCGGCAGCAACCCCACCGCCCGACCGGUAACUGGCCUGCUAGGGAACAUUUAUAGCGGCCAGGUGCCAUUCGCCAGGCCGGUAGGGUUCCUCCCUCCGAAAGGCGGGGUAGCAAUUCCCAACGCAAAUGGUGCCCUGCCAACUGUCAGUAUCAAUGGCGUUCCCUUGGGAACUGGAUUAGCUGGCACGACUUUUGCCGGAAACUCUAAUAACAACGGUAGGUUGUUUGCGACCCAAUUAGGGCCGGACGGGUUGGGACUAGGGUUUGGAACAAUCACCGUUAUUGACGAUAUAAUGACCUCUUCUCCUGAGUUGGGGUCACAGUCUUUGGGGAAAGCCCAAGGGAUCUACGUGGCGAGCUCUGCUGACGGAUCCACUCAGAUGAUGGCAUUCACGGUUAUGAUGGAAGGUGGUGAGUACGGUGAUAGCCUCAACUUCUUUGGUGUGUACAAGAUCGGGAGCGUUAUGUCAAAACUGUCGUUAACCGGUGGGACCGGCAAAUAUAAGAACGCUUGUGGGUUCGCGGAGGUUCGAUCGCUCAUCCCUGCAGGUCAGCAUGUCACGGACGGCGUGGAGACCUUGUUGAGGAUCACCGUCCAUUUGAAAUACUGAAAUUCAUGUGGUGACAUGAGGAACAAGUGUGUGUUUGCCUGUGUGAAAAUGAAUGUGUUCUUGGUGUGUAGUUUCCUAUGUCGAUGUGACUAUGAGUGCUGGAAUAUUUGCUAUGUAUUUGCUUAAGUUUACCAUUACGGUCAUAACAACAGUUUCGAUUUGCUCUGUU